This is a messenger RNA of Ramularia collo-cygni, 1254 nucleotides long. RefSeq names its product related to renal dipeptidase. The record is from RefSeq and is a predicted model, not a curated record. Gene Ontology annotation, biological process: proteolysis. Bases 1 to 1254 code for a protein of 417 amino acids. The transcript is spliced from 2 exons. Gene Ontology annotation, molecular function: metallodipeptidase activity. NCBI's taxonomy places the organism in Eukaryota, Fungi, Ascomycota, Dothideomycetes, Mycosphaerellales, Mycosphaerellaceae.
AUGGAUAAACAGAGCCUGCUCGAGAGGCAGAGGCCAAGCCCACCGAGAUCUGGAAGAAAAGCCACACUCGGAGCGAUAACCUGUCUGCUCAUCACGGUCUUGUGGUUCCUCCAAGGAUGGUUGCUGGUAAAGCCAGGUCUUUCAUCCGAGCCAUUGUCGCCUUUGGAGGAAGUGCUGCGUAAAGCUCCCCUCAUAGAUGGACAUAAUGACUUCCCCAUUUACAUCAGAGCAUUCUAUUAUAAUCACAUCUAUGGCCAGAACUUCAGCGAUACUGCGACUCUUAUCGGCCAGGUUGACUUUCCUCGCCUGCAGAAGAGUCGUCUUGGUGCUCAGUUCUGGAGCGCAUAUGUCGAGUGCCCCGCCGAGAACGAGCACCCCAAAGAGCAGGACACGUAUUAUGAGGCCAUGCAUGAGACCUUGCAACAGAUUGACCUUAUCAAUCGGCUUAUGGAUCGUUACCCAUCCUACUUGAGGCGGGCGUCCUCUGCAGCGGACGUCUGGGAGCAUCACCGCGACACAUCUUCAACCGCGAUUUCUAGUCUCAUCGGCAUUGAAGGUCUACACCAAAUAGCCAAUAGUGCCUCGGCGUUGCGACUCUUCCACAAUAUGGGAGCUCGAUACGUGACAUUGACUCAUAGCUGUCACAAUGCCUAUGCUGACAGCUGCAGUCCGGAAAAGCCAUUGCACGGAGGUCUCUCAUCUCUCGGAAAAGAAGCUGUGCACGAGAUGAAUCGCCUUGGCUUAAUGGUCGAUCUAUCCCACACAUCAGUAGCAACCCAACGGGAUGCCUUUGAAACAUCCCAGGCACCAGUUAUCUACACUCAUUCGGCGGCCUAUGCUCUGUGCAAUCACGAGCGAAACGUUGGAGAUGAGGAGCUGCUCAGUAUCCAGCAAACUGGAGGUAUUGUGAUGGUCAACUUCUUCCCCGGAUUCGUGGCCUGCAGCCCCAAUGCCACCCUUCACGAUGUUGCAGAUCACAUCGUGUACAUGGGCGAAUUCAUUGGCUACCGCCACGUUGGAAUCGGUGCGGACUUUGACGGCAUGGGUUUCGACAAUGGGCCCGAUGGACUCGAGCAUGUUGGGAAGUACCCAGACUUGCUGGAAGAGCUGCUGCGCCGGGGAGUAUCUGUGGAGGAUGUGAGCGGCGUUGCAGGAGCGAAUAUUUUGCGGGUGCUUGAAGAAGUCGAGCAGGUCUCCCAUCGUAUGAGGGGCGAGCAGCCGCUGGAAGAUAAGGUGAAGUCUCUGUUCGUAUAG